GGUGCGGUGGACUGUCGACGCUACUCGCGCGGUGAGCUACAGAGGGAAGAGACGGAUUUGGGAAAGAGACGAUCUGAGGAGAGAGAGAGAGAGAGAACUGUCAUUUGCGAGAAUUAGAAUAUAGAGAGCGAGGGAGAGAGAGAGAGAGGCCCUCCUUUGUAGGAAGGAAGAGGAGAUGAUGGUGAUGGGGGUUUCUCUAUCUAAGAUGCAACCAUCACUAUGCUUCACCUUUUCCUCCUCGUUCCUCUGAGUCACAACUCUCCUUUUUCGUUUUGUCCAGGGGUCGUCGAUCACAGAGGUGGGCAGUUGCAGGAGUAGUGGAGGUUUCCUCUUAGAAAGCCGAGCGGGAAGUUGAUGAUCCACCACAGACAAUAAAAUGUCUUCAUCAAACGAGACCGCUCCGUCGCCGGAUUCCCCAUCUUCUGCCACUGCUCCACCACCUCCCAAAUCGUCAGAUGGUGACGAUUCCGACUCGUCCUCCCCACCGGCCCCGGCAGCAUCCUCACCCCCAGAGUCAUCACCCUCGGAUUCAUCACCGCCGUCCCCUGCCUUGUCCCCACCUCCAUCUCCCUCUGAUGAAUCGUCUUCAUCUGCGCCACCACCUUCCAACGACAACAAUUCUCCUCCAGCGCCGCCUCCGAGUACUAGCUCCAGCAGUGGCUCUGUUUCGCCCCCACCGCGUUCUUCAUCCUUAGCUCCGCCACCACCGCCGAGUACCAAGGCAUUGUCGCCUCCACCUCCGCCUGCACACCGGACGCCUACGACAUCAUCUUCAUCUUCAUCUUCCUCUUCUUCUUCUUCAUCAUCAUCGUCGUCGUCGAGCAACUUGCCAAUGAUAAUUGGAGUCUCCAUCGGAUUGGGGUUGGUUCUCAUUAUUUUUAUUGCUAUCUGUAUCGCGUGUGCCGUGAGGAAGAAGAAGAAGAAGCGUGACGAGAUGCAUUAUUACAUGGAUCAUUCUCUUGGUCACAAAGUUGGUCAUGAUUACUACCAGAGCUCACAACACCCGAACUGGCACAACAGUAACCCCACAUCCGACCAUGUAGUCAAGCUCAACCAACCGCCUGGCAUGGGGCCCCCAGGCGGAGGCGGCUGGCUGGCACCGCCUCCCCCUCCACCGAUGAUGAGCAGUGGCGACAUGAGCUCCGGCUACUCAGGCCCGCGCCACCACCCGCCGCUGCCCCCUCCGUCGCCGGGCCUUGCCCUCGGCUUCAACAGCAGCACCUUCACAUAUGAUGAGCUGGCCGUCGCGACUGGUGGGUUCGCACAGGCCAACAUGUUGGGUCAGGGCGGGUUCGGCUAUGUGCACAAGGGGGUGUUGCCCAACGGCAAGGAGGUCGCCGUGAAGAGCCUCAAAUCAGGAAGCGGUCAAGGAGAGAGAGAGUUUCAAGCUGAAGUGGAGAUCAUUAGCAGGGUCCAUCAUCGCCAUCUCGUGUCGCUUGUUGGGUAUUGCAUUGCCGGCGGACAGAGAAUGCUGGUCUACGAGUUUGUUCCUAACAAGACCUUGGAGUUUCAUCUUUACCGGGAUGAUCCAGUGAUGGACUGGGCAACUAGGCUUCGAAUUGCACUAGGAUCUGCUAAAGGACUUGCUUACCUUCAUGAAGACUGCCAUCCUCGCAUUAUUCACCGCGACAUUAAAGCCGCUAAUAUCCUCCUGGACAACAACUUUGAAGCUAUGGUGGCUGAUUUCGGAUUAGCAAAAUUGUCCUCCGACAAUUACACUCAUGUCUCUACGCGUGUCAUGGGAACAUUUGGGUAUCUGGCACCAGAAUAUGCGUCGAGUGGCAAGUUGACGGAGAAGUCUGAUGUUUUCUCUUUCGGAGUUAUGCUCUUGGAAAUAAUUACCGGACGAAGACCGGUGGAUAUACAUAAUGUUAUGGAGGAUAGCUUAGUGGACUGGGCUCGACCGCUUCUAACGGAAGCAUUGGACCACGGGAACUACGAUGAACUGGUGGACCCAAGGUUGGAGAACAAUUUCAACCCCCACGAGAUGGCUCGCAUGGUCGCUUGCGCUAGUGCUAGCAUUCGUCAUUCUGCAAAGAAGCGCCCAAGAAUGAGUCAGAUCGUGAGAGCGCUCGACGGAGAUGUGUCCUUGGACGACCUGAAUGAGGGAGUGAGGCCCGGCCAGAGCUCGGUGUUCGGCACAAAUAGCAGCUCUGACUACGACGCGAGCUCGUACAAUGCCGACAUGAAGAGGUUCAGGAAGGUCGCUUUGUCUAGCCAAGACUUCGGAAGCAGCGACUACGGGGCUUCAAGCGGCGAGUCUAGGGAGAUGAGUCGCUCACCAAACAAAGCCUAGAACAUCGAAAAAUUUCGAGAAAAUGCCACGAAAUGGCAGGGAGAAAAAAAGCAUUUCUAAUAUUGAUUUUGAUUUGUUAUCGCGUACUAAUUGCGAGGUUAAGUUAAACAUUCCCAUGAUCUUCCCCAUGUUAGAAUUUCUCUUAUUCUAUAUGGGUGUAAUAUCGUUUUGUAUCACACAAAUAUAUGGGCAUGUGAGUGUUUAUAUACUUCAAGGUUUGAGCAAAACUAGCUCAUUUGUCAACUUAUAUGAUGUAAUAAUAUGUGAUGAUAU
Rhodamnia argentea is the source of this 2569-nucleotide messenger RNA. Its product is annotated as proline-rich receptor-like protein kinase PERK4. Gene Ontology annotation, biological process: protein phosphorylation. The transcript has 11 exons. Gene Ontology annotation, molecular function: ATP binding; protein kinase activity. NCBI's taxonomy places the organism in Eukaryota, Viridiplantae, Streptophyta, Magnoliopsida, Myrtales, Myrtaceae. The record is from RefSeq and is a predicted model, not a curated record. Bases 377 to 2296 code for a protein of 639 amino acids.